CCUGCCUUUAUAAGCGCAGUCGACAAAGUCGAGUCAGGCCAAAAUGCUCUGGAGCGCUUUGUUGUGUGGGCUAUACCUGGUGGCCGGAGUACUCAAGGCCGACAUUGCACGAGCGCAAGCUGUUUAUCGUCGCGAAGAUGCCCGUUGUCUUCCUUGGGUACCCUGCGAGAGGGGCCUGGACGGAGAGAUUUUAAUGGAGAAGAAUCAAAUAGAAUCAACAGAUUCGUCACCCUCCACUGUACCUGAAGAAGCGCACAUACUUGACGACGUUACGCGGUCCGAUUUGGAUGACACUGAUAUCGAUGGAAAUUUUACGCUGGUCCACCUUGGAGGCGAUCCGACUUUUCAGCCACCGUCCGCGCUUCAUUUAUCAUCCCGAUCUGACGCUGAAGCGCCUCACGAGACCGAACUGGACAUCAGGUUAACGGCCGAUAACGAAAACCAGAAAGCUGAAGAUGCAACCGCUACCAGCACUGUUGCGACCAACGAGAAUUUGACAGAAGUAAAUGUUUUUUUUGAGCGUAGUGAAGAAAGCGAUAAGCUUCAAACACGCCCCCAAGGACGAACAAUGGAGGCAUUUAGUUUGGAUGAACUCAAUGCACAAGCAUCAUCGCCAUAUCGGCCUCUUCAUCCAAAGCUACCUUUUCCUCCAAUAUCAGAUAACUACACAGAAACCUAUGCCAAGAGCUAUUUUGAUCCCUUGAAUGGUGAAACCGAGAUCUGUGAAUGUCGCCGUGUCCGAAAAUUGUCUCACCUUUUAACAGUAGGAGUUCCUGAAGAUGAAAUGAUUGCCAUUAGCAGUACAACCAGGAAGCCCGGGAGUAUCAUCACACGCCGACCCAAAAUACCUAUUCGCAUCUGCACUCAAAAUAGGAUUCGUGUUCCCUGCCAUCCAAAUCCUGGUAAAGCGACAGUUGAUUCGGAAUCGAUACAUAAUACGAUUAAGCAAACCUCUUCAACUGAAUCUGAACGUCUUCGCCGUCCGAUCCACGAUCAGGGAAAGAUUCAGAUUAUUCGAUCCCCACCCAUAUAUCGUCCUCAUUCAACCGAAGAAAUCGAAGUUGGCCAUAUCAGGAUUCGGCAGCCAGUUCAACAGGAACACAUUAUUCAUUCGAAACGAACGACACCUCUGCCUCGAUUCCCCGUCAUUCCAGUUAUCCCUGAUAGGGGACCAACCAUACAUAGUGAUUUCGACUUGAUCCAGAACCCAAAACAGGUCAUUGUUAGUAAAGGUGGGACACAUAUUCCAGUUCUAAAGCCAUCUCAGAUCCAUGCAGGUGGAAGUAUAAUUGUUACGAAUUCCGAGAAAGCUCUAAAGAGCGAGGACGAACUAUGCAUCUUGUUGAAGCGAAUGUUUGCAACGCAACUGAAAAAACAUGAAAGUGGAACAGUAACAGGUGAACAGAUAUAUAAGUAUCUAUUACCCUAUCGGCACAUCGACGGGUCAUACGAAACACACGGACGGCCAAUCCAUCAUAUUGGUGAGACCAUUUAUCAUAAGCGGCUACCGCCUGCUAUUGGAAUCGACUCAGAUGAUCUGUUCGAACUCCAACAGCCUCGUACACACGUUCGGUGGCAGAAAAAACCGGAAUCAUGGCCAGAGAACGUCAGAGAGGACACAGUCAUGAAACGAAUCGUAGGCAUCGAUGGUGGCCAUGCGAAAGGCGAUGCGGAUAUUUUCAUCACAAAGGCGUCUGUAGAAGACCCUGAAACUUAUCAUGGACCUACUAGAAUUGGUGGCGGUGAUAAGACAUUGUGGCGGAGCGUGCCAAAGCAGAGUGUAUAUCAAGAAUCCUGGACGUCAGGACCUUACGCUAUCGCCGUGCAGCGACAACGCCAGAGUGCAACUGUGCAUGAGCAUCCACUAAACGAAGAAGCUGUUAUGGAAAGUCGCCAAACAAAGGAUGAUACUGGAACCACCCUGGCCAUUAAGCAGGAAGAAACCGAUCCGACUGUGAUUUCAUCUGAGGAUAUGAGGCUGAAUGAACCGGGUUGUGGUCAAUUGAUGACAUUACGAAGCCAAAUUGUCAACAGAGAACCAGCGCCGGAGGAAAGGUUUCCUUGGUUGAUUAAUCUAAGGAUUGUUCGCGGUUCACAGUUCAUCUGUACUGCAUCACUGAUAACCCGAAGGUUUUUACUUACGGCUGCCCAUUGUAUAUUGCAAGGUGGUAUGUUUCCUUCAUCAAUCGAGGCAGGGUAUGGUAGUGUUAACAAGAAGCAAGCCCAUUACGUUACAGUUUCAUCCUUUAAAUUGCAUCCGCUUUAUUCUCGUGUACCAUUCGAAAAGCAUGACAUCGCUCUGCUUCAGCUCGCACAUCGCUUAGAUCGAGAAUUAGCUCGACCCAUUUGCGUUUCGGAACAAGCGAUAGCAGCCGCUAAUGGCGCGAAUUUUGAAAACGUAGAGAAAGAGCUGGCCACGGUCGCCGGUUGGGGUGAUGACAAGACAACAGGUGGAAAAAGUUUGGCCAUCUUGAGAUAUGGGAAAGUGGAUAUUGUGCCCUCGGCGGAAUGUGUGAAAUUUUCGAAGUUGGCCCAAGUGGGCUUCGAAAAAAAUUUACAGAUUUGCACGCUAGGCAAUGGGACUGACAACUGCCUUCAGGGUGACUCGGGCAGUCCGAUUAUGGUGCUUCGUGGGUCGAAAAGCGGGCUGACUUUUCCUGAAGGACCAAUGGAACAACGAGGAAUCGUUUCUUUUGGGUUUUCGUGCGCCUCGCCAACUCCAACUGUUGCUACACGAGUUGAUUACUAUAUCAAUUGGAUCAGAAGUUCUUUACAAGAGUGGUCUUCAGAUCCUGAGGUUUAUACGUUCGAAAAGCCGGCGCUGAGUUACGAGCCGUCUGCUGUAGAAGUCGCCAGAAAAUCGCCAAAGCAAUCGGAUUUGACGGCAGAAAGAACCAGAUAACCUUCAGUAAAGCUGAGACUCAUCUACGUUGCCAUUUGGUCGAUGAUCCUACUCUGAUGUGUAUUCGCACUCUCGCUACGCUUCAUGCUGAAUCAAAGUCCCUAGGGCGAACAGUAUCAAAUUAUAUAUAUAUAUACACAUUUAUUUGACAAUACACCCUGACGAUCCAAUAUACGCGCGUAUUCUUUCUCUGCGGUUGGCACCCGAUGCAUCACGGACUUUUCAGAUACUUCCGUGAUUUUUUUGCUCAACAAUAUGAUGCCUGGACGACAAUCUUAUAUACCUAUUUAGCCAUUUUAUAAAUAUGUCGUAAUAGUAAUGAUAACAAAAGCCAUCAUAUAGCCAAAAAAAUGUAUUAAUGUACAUGUAAAAUAACCUCCUUCAUUCACACAGGUUCAUGGGAUUUGAAGCAGAGAAUCGUAGUUUCUUUCGAUAGAAGGUUGGCCCUAUAAGCUACGGAAUCUCCUAAAAAGAUGUGCACAAUGUUCAUAUUAUUUUUUGACAGUACGGUGAUUGGCGUCAAUUAUGUGAUUUUAGUGCGAAGAGCCCCGGUAAAGGAGUAAAGUAAAAUUGGAAUCUAAGAACAUAUUUUAACGAUAAUCUUUCAAAAGGACGGGUUGGACCAAAACGUCCCAUAGAAUACCCUAUAUGUUCUCCAGUCUAUCACACCGAAACAUUUAAAAACCAAAUAUAAGCAGAAAAGCGCCACCACGCCAAGCGAAAUAUCCUUUUUUCGACCAGAACGAUAUUCAUUUUGAUUCACAAGUUAUACAUUUUAUGCUGGAAUUAUUUUGCAAUUUAAAUACGAAUUAUAUAUUGAUAAAAAUUGCAGUCAUAAUUAUUCAGACUUUUUUAGCACAUCCGAAAACAUUGCACCGAUUCUUUAACCUGAUCCGUUUGUGAGCUGGGAAAGUCAUACUAAUAAUGAACUAUAUAGCAUCACAAUAUUGCAUGAUUCUACAGUAUUAUAAAAGAUACAAUAUGCAGACAUGUUAUCACAAAUAUCUGAGCGCGCGAACAUUCGAAAGUAAAGUACUGCGUGUAAAUCAAGAGUACUAUUAAGUUAAUUUAUGAAUUACCUAAAUCACAAUAGAAAUAUUUAUCCUAAAACGGUUAAUCAGGUUCCACUGUUCAUCAUUUGUUUUCUGCAAUAACUUUGUCGCCGCAAUGGAUUUCCAUUAAAUAAAAAAAAAAUGUAAUAACUAAUGAUACGCAUUUACAUGUACGAAUACAAUGCAAACGAAUUCGUACCGAAGUCGUCAUCUAUUACAACCGACCUCAUAAAAAUCUACAUCAAGUCAUGCCUUCAUAAGGUCAAUGUUUCGAAGCCCAUAUUGCUUACACACGUUCGUAUUUGUCCACGUGUGUUUAGAUGGGAGAACUGCUAUGAAUAAACUGUUUACCGCGCUCAUUAUAAGGUGCACGAUCAGGUAAUAUUCUCGACUGUAACGUUUCAAUAACAGUGCAAUAAUUAUCGUUGGAAAAAUUUUCUCACUGAAUAAAUAGUAAGU
Messenger RNA from Varroa destructor (honeybee mite), 4413 nucleotides. RefSeq lists its product as uncharacterized. NCBI's taxonomy places the organism in Eukaryota, Metazoa, Arthropoda, Arachnida, Mesostigmata, Varroidae. Gene Ontology annotation, molecular function: serine-type endopeptidase activity. The record is from RefSeq and is a predicted model, not a curated record. Gene Ontology annotation, biological process: proteolysis.